AUGGAUACCUCCUCUGUUCCUCUGCUCGACUACAACCUGCAAUACCAGUGGUCCUCUGACACGGACCUUUCCAGCAUUUCGUCACCAGAGACGCUCUCGCCAGUCCUGUCCAUGGACUCCAGCCUCUCCCCCAACUACCAGCAGCCUCCACAGUCCACUCCCAAAGCAGUCAAGUGCCUCAAGUCCUCACCUUGCUCCCUGCCUGGACGAGGCCGGAAGACGGGUCGGAACACCCGGAUUCGCAGCAAGCAGAGGGAGAGCGCCAGUGAGAAGGAGAAGCUGAGAAUGAGGGAUUUGACCAAAGCUCUGCACCACCUCAGAUCCUACCUCCCACCUUCAGUCGCACCCGUCGGGCAGACUCUGACGAAGAUAGAGACGCUCCGUCUCACCAUACGCUACAUCUCCUACCUGUCAGCUCAGCUGGGCCUGAGUGAGGAGGUGCUAUUUCAGAGGAGGGAACAAGUGGACACCUCAGCCAGUGACGCGUCCUCUCCUGAUCUCACUAGCUACUUUCAAAACUCCUCCGCUGGAGAGCACAUGCAGAACCAGAACCCAUACCAAGGCCUGUGUUACAGCCAGAACAGACCACUGCAUUCUGGGCAUUGUAGUUUUGGAGUGAAUCAGUUGAGAAUGCAGUACGCUGAAGGCCCUCAGGGAGACAUGAGCAUGGAUGCAGGUCUGCAGUCACCUCCAGCAUCCCAGCCCUCUUGUCAGAUGUGUGGUAAAGACUUCUGCAUCCCACUUGUUCCAAGAGACUACUGGGGCUGA
Xiphophorus maculatus (southern platyfish) is the source of this 768-nucleotide messenger RNA. Its product is annotated as mesoderm posterior protein 1-like. The coding region runs from base 1 to 768 and encodes 255 amino acids. The transcript is spliced from 2 exons. NCBI's taxonomy places the organism in Eukaryota, Metazoa, Chordata, Actinopteri, Cyprinodontiformes, Poeciliidae. The record is from RefSeq and is a predicted model, not a curated record. Gene Ontology annotation, biological process: mesoderm formation; regulation of transcription by RNA polymerase II; somite rostral/caudal axis specification. Gene Ontology annotation, cellular component: nucleus. Gene Ontology annotation, molecular function: RNA polymerase II cis-regulatory region sequence-specific DNA binding; DNA-binding transcription factor activity, RNA polymerase II-specific; protein dimerization activity.